CAUGAUAGAGCUCCAGUGAGCAGCGAAGCGUUAAGGGUCAUUUCUUGCACAGCCAGCACACGAUCGCCCGGUCAGUCUUGCUGUUGAUCGCAGCGCGAAAGGUUCUCCGGGAAAGCAAAACAACCAACUCCGCACAAUCAGUAUGAGUGCAUUAUCGACGGUACUGCUGCUAGCGGGCCUAGUGGCCUGUGUUGCCGGGCUGCUGACGGACGAAGCCUGCCCACAGGAUGUGACGGCGAUGAGUGGCUUUUCGCUGAACGAUUACGCCGGCCGCUGGUACGAGAUCAAGCGGUACGAGCAGUUCUACGAGAAGGAUCUGGACUGCGUGGUGGCCGAGUAUCAGAAGACGGGCGACAACAGCAUCUCGGUGAAGAAUGGUGCCUUCAGCCUGGCGAACAAUACGCGCGUGGUGGCGGACGGUACGGCCGUCGUAUCCUACCCGGACGAUACGACCCAUCCGGCCAAGCUGAGCGUCGCGUUCUUCGGAGCAAAGCCCGAUCGUAGCAACUACUGGGUGCUGGACACCGACUACACCUCGUUCGCCGUCGUCUGGUCCUGUGAGCCAUUCUUCCGCGAUCCCUCCAAGAAUGUCCUCGGUUUCUGGAUCUUCUCGCGCAACCCAACCUUCCCGACCGACGAAGCCGUGGUGAAGCGCGUGGACGAGCUGGUGAAGAAGUAUGCCGACGCGUCCAAGUUCGAAGUGCCGAACCAAUCGGACGAACGAUGCCCUCGAUCGUACUAGAAGCUCUCACAAGGUACUAACGGUGUGUAAUUGGAGUGAUUUUCUCAUAAAAGACAAUAAAGCGACUGUAAGGCGGU
Molecule: messenger RNA, 819 nt
Organism: Anopheles coluzzii
Lineage: Eukaryota; Metazoa; Arthropoda; Insecta; Diptera; Culicidae
Product: apolipoprotein D-like
Exons: 3
Coding region: 143-742 (199 amino acids)
Molecular function (GO): pigment binding
Source: RefSeq, a predicted model, not a curated record